AUGGAUGAUGAACGCGCAACAGAACUUGAAUGUUUAACAGCCAUAUUCCCAGAAAUUAUCCUUAACCCAAACGAACCUUUCUCCGCCACUAUCGACCUUCAAGUCAAACCUUCCAAUCCUGUUAAGGUUGUGUUUCCUGCUGCCGCCGAUGGCAUCCUUCCUACCCCGCCACAUUCGGACACUUCGAGUCAACAUGAGGGCGAGCCUACGAGAGAACUAGAGAACCGCAGCAAAUUCGAGUCGCAUGAUUUGUCCUACCUACCAUCACUACACUUGAGCAUAGCUCUUCCAGAGGGGUAUCCUGAAGAAAAGCCACCGCAAUUUAAACUGUCCACCAACCCAGCAUGGCUCUCCCGAACCCAUCUCGACGAAUUGGAGGCGUAUGGCAAGACGAUGUGGGAAGAAGCUGGUCGUGCUGUAGUCGCAUACGGAUACAUCGACUUUCUGCAACAAUCUGCUGAAAAUGCGUUUGGAUUUGCGGAGAAGGGCAGGCUUUUGGAAAUACCACAGGACCACAAGAUCUCUUUGCUAGACUUGGAUAUUCGCGCCACCCAAGCUGCGUUUGCAAAGGAAACUUUUGACUGUGGCGUCUGCCUUGAUCCAAAGAAGGGCCUAGUAUGCCACCGAAUGAUCGACUGCGGACAUGUGUUCUGCGUUGAAUGUCUCCAGGAUUUCUACAAUAAUGCCAUCAAGGAAGGCGAUUUGACAUUCGUUCGCUGCUUGGAUCCAGACUGUGCAAAGAACCGUAUCGCAGCACAAGCGGCAUCCAAGAAGAAACGAAAGGUCAAAACACAGCUGAGCCCCAGUGAACUUCUGCAAAUCCCUCUCGAACCUGAGAUAGUGGCUCGUUAUGUGAAGCUGAAGCGCAAGGCGGCGUUGGAAUCUGAUAAAAACACCAUCUACUGCCCCAGAUCAUGGUGCCAGGGUGCAGCUCGGUCGACGAAGCAUAAAAAGUCAGUCGGGCUCGAGGCGGAUGAUAGCUCUGAUGAGGAGGGCGAGAACGACGAGCAAGCGGCAAAGGCACCGAAGUAUGUGGCUGGGACUGACCUCCUUUCGGUUUGUGAAGACUGCUCGUAUGCCUUUUGUAGCCGAUGCUAUCAAGGGUGGCAUGGAGAAUUCACAAUCUGCAUACCCAAGACGGCCACGGGAGAAUUGACGGAAGAAGAUAAAGCAUCAUUGGCGUAUUUGAAGAAGCAUUCGACACCAUGCCCUACUUGUGCUGCUCCAGCCCAAAAGACCCAUGGUUGCAACCACAUGAUAUGUUUUACAUGCCGGUCUCAUUUCUGCUAUCUUUGCUCCUCCUGGCUAUCUCCCUCGAAUCCAUACGCCCAUUAUAAUCAAGAAGGGGCACCAUGUCACAUGCGACUCUGGGAAGGAGAGGAAGGUGAUGGGGAGGGCGAAGGGCCAGGCUUCGCUGAAAGAGAGAUUGAGAUUCCGCAGGAAGAUAUUUUGGUAAUUCCUCAAGAUGCUCCUGAGGUUGAGGUGGUACCUGAGCCGAUUGUUCCACAGCCCGUUCAGCAACCACAAGAGCCGCUUCAACGAGAAGGUCCACUAGUCCUUCGAAUCAACCAGCUUCCUCCGCAACCUGUACCUCCGCCAGCACCAGCCGCUCCUCAGGGUGGUCGCAACGCUGGCCGCAAUCGACAAGCCCAACCGCGACAGCCACAACGAGGAAACGUACGUGGCGUUCAAGGCCGUGGAGCUAAUGUUCGAAAUCGAGUCCCUCGAAAUCAGCCUCAACCGGAACUUGAUCCUCAUGGACAAGAAGCAGCUCAACAAGCCUGGGUGCAGAUGUUUGUUCAAAUGGCUAUGAACGAUGAGGAGGAUCAGCUAGACAGUGACGAUGAGGCUGAUGGUCGACAGUGGGAGAUUCCUGUCCGGUGA
Glarea lozoyensis ATCC 20868 is the source of this 1884-nucleotide messenger RNA. Its product is annotated as RING/U-box. Lineage: Eukaryota; Fungi; Ascomycota; Leotiomycetes; Helotiales; Helotiaceae. Gene Ontology annotation, cellular component: ubiquitin ligase complex; cytoplasm. Gene Ontology annotation, biological process: ubiquitin-dependent protein catabolic process; protein polyubiquitination; positive regulation of proteasomal ubiquitin-dependent protein catabolic process. Gene Ontology annotation, molecular function: ubiquitin conjugating enzyme binding; zinc ion binding; ubiquitin protein ligase activity. The coding region runs from base 1 to 1884 and encodes 627 amino acids. The transcript is spliced from 2 exons. The record is from RefSeq and is a predicted model, not a curated record.